This is a messenger RNA of Cooperia oncophora, 444 nucleotides long. The record is from the annotation of a GenBank genome assembly. Lineage: Eukaryota; Metazoa; Nematoda; Chromadorea; Rhabditida; Trichostrongylidae.
GGCAUAACCGUCACAUAUCCUCAAGCAAAUACCGGUGGUACGCCAAUCUAUCUAGCAUUUAAUAUCGGUGGUGUCGAGACGUUUCCAAACGACACCAUCAAGAGUGUUCAUGCAAUGCGAAUAUGGUAUUUCCUGCGAUUCGACACGCCAGUACUGGAUGCUAUGGCCAAAGAGUGGGAAGAGGCAGGUGCAAAGUACGUCAGGGAGAAAUACGGCAAUAACCCGUUGAUAAAAUGCCACAUCAAACACUCGAGGAUAGUGGAUCAAGGCCUCACGAACAACGCUAAUCGUCUCAAACCGUACUUUGCUGUCACAGUGAUCGUACUGAUCGCUUUCACAUCCCUGUAUUCGAUGAAGUGGAACAUCAAAACUGAUGAUGGUCUCAGUGGUAGGUCUUGUAUCUAUUUUUUGUUGGACUUUAUCGGCGGCGCUCCCUCCAUAUAG